Chiroxiphia lanceolata (lance-tailed manakin) is the source of this 2241-nucleotide messenger RNA. RefSeq names its product differentially expressed in FDCP 8 homolog (gene DEF8). The transcript is spliced from 11 exons. Lineage: Eukaryota; Metazoa; Chordata; Aves; Passeriformes; Pipridae. The record is from RefSeq and is a predicted model, not a curated record. The coding region runs from base 429 to 1700 and encodes 423 amino acids.
CCGCGGGGACGGGGUGUUGGUGCCAGAAGUGGGGUGUCGGUGACGGUCCUGGGGUGUCAGUGCUGGUGACAGGGUGUCGGUGCCGUUGUCGGUGCCAGUGCCGGGCUAUCGGUGGCUGUGAGUGCCGGUGAGGAGAUGUCGGUGCUGGCUUAUCGGUGACGGUGCUGGUGACAUUGUGUUGGUGCCGGUGACAGGGCGUCGGUGCCCGUGACGAUGUAUCGGUGCCAGUGCCAGGGUGUCAGUGCCGGUGACAUGGUGUUGGUGACAGUGUCAGUGCUGGUGCUGGGAUGCCAGUGCUGGUGACAGGGUGUUGGUGACAGUGCCGGGGUGUCAGUGACAGUGUUGGUGCCGGUGCUGGUGGGGUGUGGCUGAGGUGGGGGGCUGGUGCCAGUGUCACCCCGACACUGUCCCCCAGCAGGACGGUGACAAUGGCGUCAGACGAGCGGCUGGCCCGCUUCCGCCAGGCCCACCUUAACCCCUUCAACAAGACCCCUGAGCAGCCAGAGCGCCCCGAUGAAGAAUCCCCUGUCCCAGCCCAGCAGCCGGAUCCCACCCCAGGGGACCCUGAGGGCGCCCUGGACCUGGGGCUGGCCGAGGACCACUUCUCCCGCCCUGUGGGGCUGAUCCUGGCAUCGGACGUGCCACAGCUGCGCCAGGCCAUUGAGGAGUGCAAGCGGGUGAUCCUGGCACUGCCCGAGCACUCGGAGCGGCAGAAGGACGCCGUGGUCCGGCUCAUCCACCUCCGCCUCAAGCUGCAGGAGCUGAAGGACCCCAGCGAGGACGAGCCCAACAUCCGGGUGGUCCUGGAACAUCGCUUCUACAAGGAGAAGAGCAAGAGCGUCAAGCAGAUGUGUGACAAGUGCAGCACCAUCAUCUGGGGGCUCAUCCAGACCUGGUACACCUGCACAGGCUGCUACUACCGGUGCCACAGCAAGUGCCUGCCACUGGUGAGCCGGCCAUGCGUGCGGGCCCAGGUGAGCCACCGCGCCGAGUACCAGCUCAGCAUCUGCCCCGAGAGCGGGCUGGACAGCCAGGACUACCGCUGUGCCGAGUGCCGUGCCCCCAUCUCCCUCCGGGGGGUGCCCAGCGAGGCUCGACAGUGCGACUACACCGGCCUCUACUACUGCUCCAGUUGCCACUGGAACGACCUGGCUGUGGUGCCCGCCCGUGCCAUCCACAACUGGGACUUCGAGCCCCGCAAGGUGUCACGGUGCAGUAUGAGGUACCUGGCACUGAUGGUGUCACGGCCGGUGCUGAAGCUGCGGGAGAUCAACCCACUGCUGUUCAACUACGUGGAGGAGCUGGUGGAGAUCCGAAAGCUGCGCCAGGACAUCCUGCUGAUGAAGCCCUACUUCAUCACCUGCAAGGAGGCGAUGGAGGCACGGCUGCUGCUGCAGGACCUGAUCGACAUUGAGGCCGGGCGCCUGGGCUGCUCCCUCACCGAGAUCCACACACUCUUUGCCAAGCACAUCAAGCUGGACUGCGAACGCUGCCAGGCCAAGGGAUUCGUGUGUGAGCUGUGCCGGGAGGGUGACGUGCUAUUCCCCUUCGACAGCCACACCUCGGUCUGUGCCGACUGCUCUGCCGUGUUCCACAGGGACUGCUACUAUGACAAUUCCACCACCUGUCCCCGGUGUGCCCGGCUGAGCCUGCGGAAGCAAUCCCUGUUCCAAGACUCCGGCACGGAGGGAGAGCCCUGAGGAGGGUUUGACCUCACGGAGGGGCUCAGCCCCACAGCUGUUCCCCACCCACUACAGGACCCUGGGACAGAUACAGUCAGCUCCGUGCCGGUUUGGGUACUGGGGUGGCUCUGGCUCCGGGACCCUCUGCCUGUGGGAACGGCAGUGCUGCCAGGGGGCACAGCUGGACCCCAGCUGUUCCUGGGAAAAUGGGGACCCCUGCCGGAGGAGCCGGGAUCUGGUUAACUGGGAUCCGGUUAAGGCGCCACAGCGGCUCCUGCCGUCCCUAUGUGGAACCGGGGUGCGGGCAGGGAUGGGGUGCAGGCAGGGACCGGUGCUCCGUUGUCGCGGGGCAGUGGGUGCUGCCAGGAGGGCUAGCCCCGGGACCGGACAGAGCCCACACCCAAACACUACAGGGAUCCGAUCUCCCCCCAGCACCGCCGUUAACGGGGCCGAACCCCAAGGAAGUUGCGGGGUAGGGGAGACCGGGCGCGGCGCGGGGCCGGUGUCUCCCCCUUCCCUCCCAGUGUUUCCUGUAGCAUUAACGAGCCUCUUUACGCAA